Molecule: messenger RNA, 2553 nt
Organism: Coprinopsis cinerea okayama7#130
Lineage: Eukaryota; Fungi; Basidiomycota; Agaricomycetes; Agaricales; Psathyrellaceae
Product: Sdad1 protein
Exons: 11
Coding region: 1-2553 (850 amino acids)
Biological process (GO): ribosomal large subunit biogenesis; ribosomal large subunit export from nucleus
Cellular component (GO): nucleolus
Source: RefSeq, a predicted model, not a curated record
AUGGCAGAACCGACCCCUCCUCAGGUUUCGAAUACUCUCGGCCUUGACUUCCAACAACUCAGCAUCAAGGACAACGAAGAACCAGCUCCAGAAGUGGAUCCUUCCCAACCCAGUCCUUCGACCCAGCCUGAAUCCACAGAAACAGAAAAGAGAGGUAAACCAAAGCCAUACGUCAAUCCCGACCGCGUCAAAACUGGAGGUGCCGCUCGAGAUAAACUCAGUGAUGAAGCCCUAGCUGAACGCAUGGCCAGGAUUCGCGAACAAAACGAGAAAAUCAAGCAACGUCGAUUGGACGUUCAAGCAGACGAAGAGGCUUUCCGCAAAUCACAAGAGCAGGAAAGACAGAAACAGGCUCAGAACCGUAAAGUGCAGGACAGUAUCGACCAAGCUCGGGAUAAGAAUGCACAACGGAAGAUGGAGAAAGCUCAGAGUCGCGAAUGGGAUUCUGGCAAACCAACCCACGAUUCUCGGAAACCUCGUGCACCUCAAAGUCCACAGGGAGAUUCGUCCGGCUCUGCUGCUGAAAACACAUCUCCUCCACCACCUCCUCCUCCGAGCGAUCAGUGGGUCGCUACAUGCUACCCAAAAGAAACCGCCGAGUUUCCUAAACAACUAGCGAACCUGUUGCUCGACAACUAUGUCGUUCUCCAAGUCGACACACGCAAAACCCUCGUCCAAAACCUCGUAAUGCUGCGAAACAAAAAUGUCAUCACAUCCAUCGAACUCCUCAAAACGCUCUUCCCCCUCCUCCCCCAAACACCCUCGCCCACCCUCCGCGCCUUCAUCCGCAAAACCAUCAUCAACGACAUCCGUGUCGCCAAUCUCAAAUCUAAAAACCAUAAACUGAACAACUCGGUCCAAGCCAUGCUGUUCAACAUGGUCGAACGCGGAAUGGACGGAGAGUUUACCAGCCACAAAGGUAAAACCAAGAUCAAUAUCCCAGCCGAUCAGAGGAAAACAGGCGACGAGGCGAUGUGGGCUAUUAUCAUGGCCAAGGAGCUUUGGAAGAAGGGGAUCUGGAAAGAUGCGAAGACUGUGUCGAUCGUUGCACAGGGCUGCUUCCAUCCUGUAUUGAAGGUCCAGAGCGCUUCCCUUCACUUCUUCCUCAACGACGAGGAAGACGAAGAUAGCGAUGACGAGGGUGAAGAGGACGUUGACGUGAAAGCUCUUCACCACCGACGAGAGAUCAACAAAAAGACUCGAAGCGGGGACAAAAAGAUUCAGAAAAAGCUCAACCAAGCGAAAAAGAAAAUGCACAAUAAAACCGACAAACAGUCCGACUUUUCUGCUAUCCUACUUCUCCGCGACCCCCAAACAUUUGCCGAAAAACUCUUUGACCUCCUACACGAACAUGACAAGAAAUUCGACUUGGACCACCGCAUCCUAAUCAUGCAACUUCUCUCUCGAAUCAUGGGAAGCCACAAACUAUGCGUCCUCAACUUUUACACCUACGUCGUCAAAUACCUCUUCUACAAGCAACUACGCGUUCCGUCGAUCCUCGUCGCACUAGCUCAGUCGGUGCAUGAACUCACCCCACCAGACGUUUUGACCCCCGUGAUUCGAAAGAUUGCGCAGGAGUUUGUCCAUCCGGGUGUGGCGAAUGAGGUUAUUGCCGCGGGUAUCAACUCCAUUAGAGAGGUGUGUACGAGGCAGCCGUGGGCAAUGGAGGAAGAUUUGCUCCAGGAUUUGGUCGAGUAUAGGAAGAGUAAGGAUAAGGCUGUGCUAGCGGCUGCACGAAGUCUGCUGCGUCUGUACCGCGAAGUCAACCCUGGAAUGUUGAAAAAGAGGGAGCGGGGUAAGGAAGCUACCAUGGGCAUUGCAUCGGGAAUCAAAGCCCUACCCUAUGGCUAUGCACCUGAAGCGGCCAAGGACAUCGAGGGUCUCACUCUAUUGGAGGAACAUCUGGCGCAAACCAAGAUGGACGAAGAUGGAGAAGGAUCUGGCGACGAUUCCGACGCAUGGAACGGCUGGGAGAUUGAAGAAGAUUCGUCUAGCGAGUCGGAAUCCGAAGGAUGGAUAUCGGUCUCUGAUGAUGGCAAAGACUUGGACAUCAGCGAUAGCGAGGACGAGAAAGAGGAAGAAGAUGGAGAACCAAAGCCCGCUGAGGAAAAGAAGAUUUCCACAUUGGCUACAACCAAGAUCCUCACCCCAGCAGAUUUUGCUCUCCUCAACAGCCUCAAAUCAUCCACAGCCGAUUCCUCUGGAACAUCCUCUAAAAACAAACGUAAAGCAGCUGACCCCGAGCCCUCAUCCGGCCAAUUCAUCUCAGAGCAAGAUAUCCUGGGUCCACGCAAAAAGGCCAAAGCAGACUACGAAGAACGUAUGGCCUCCAUCCGUGCAGGACGUGAAGGGCGAGAGAAAUUCGGUUCGCACAAGGGCAAACAGAACAAGGCCACACCCAGCAGUACCACCAAUCGAGAAAAGGCAAGGAACAAACCGAUUAUGAUGAUUAUGGGUAGUCAGGCAGUGAGGAGUAAGAAGCGGGCGUCGUUGAGGGAAAAGCAGCAGAAGUUGAGGGCGCAUAUCAAGAGGGCGAAGAAAGCAAGGGGUUAA